Exophiala bonariae is the source of this 1110-nucleotide messenger RNA. RefSeq lists its product as uncharacterized. The record is from RefSeq and is a predicted model, not a curated record. The transcript is spliced from 2 exons. Gene Ontology annotation, cellular component: mannan polymerase complex; Golgi membrane. Lineage: Eukaryota; Fungi; Ascomycota; Eurotiomycetes; Chaetothyriales; Herpotrichiellaceae. Gene Ontology annotation, biological process: protein N-linked glycosylation. Gene Ontology annotation, molecular function: alpha-1,6-mannosyltransferase activity. The coding region runs from base 1 to 1110 and encodes 369 amino acids.
AUGCACUUCGCCUUGCCUCCUCGGAAGACUUCGCACCCCCCUCCCUACGCUCGGAACACAUCCAACGCUCUUGUGCACAGACGGCGGAGACAAGUACAACUCGCCGGCUAUGCCAUACUCGCCCUUUUGACCUUGUACCUAGUGCUCAGGUAUAUUCUGCAAGCGCAUGCAGACCACAACAGUAAUGGCGCGUCCGAAAUUCGUGGGCCACAAGACAUUGUCAUAGUCACCGUGUUUGAGGACGGACUCGUGAGUGAGAACUACAUAAACAUGGUGAAGAAAAACCGUGAUCAUUAUGCUGCCCAGCACGGUUACAAGACCUUUUACACAAAUACCUCUCAUUACUUCGAUCUUAUCCAUCCUUCUCCUUCAUCAUGGUCCAUCAUUCCAGCUCUGCGGCAUGCCUUGACCCUCCAUUCCUCGAGCACUUUCUUCUGGGCCCUGUCGGCGGACGCUUUGAUAACAAAUCCGGUAUUAUCCUUGGAGGAACAUAUUCUGCAACCUCUGGAAUCCCUCAUGAAGAAGGAUAUUCCCGUCGUGCCACCAGAUUCCGUCAUCCAUACCUUCUCGCAUCUCAAACCUUCGCGGACCCAUCUGAUCUUGUCACAAGAUAUGGACAAUCUUGCCCAUACUUCCUUCAUCCUCCGCAAUACCCCGUUUACUCCCACCACAACCGAUAAUUGGGGACAGUACUUUCUUGACGCUUGGUUCGAUCCUCUUUAUCGAGCCUACGCCUUCCAGAAGGCAGAGGGACAUGCCCUGGAACACCUGGUCCAAUGGCAUCCAACUGUCUUGGCCAAGUUGGUUCUUAUUGAACAACGGCGAAUUAAUUCUUACAACCAUGCUGCACCACCAAUCCGCGACUCCGCGACUGGCAUGACUCGCACCCAUGACAGUAUGUGGCAGGGAGGCGAUUUGAUUGUCAACUUCAAAGACUGCCGAGUUGAUCCGAAACGAGACUGUGAGGAGGAGAUGCAGCAGUAUUUCACCUUGUGGGAGAAGCUCAUUGCUAAACUCUACGCUGAAAAGCAGACUCAAGCCGCUCACCCAGCAGCGCCGCGCAAGCACGUGGAAGGCGAAGUCCUAGGGAAGGGAGGAGCUGGCUCGUGA